Molecule: messenger RNA, 651 nt
Organism: Ornithodoros turicata
Lineage: Eukaryota; Metazoa; Arthropoda; Arachnida; Ixodida; Argasidae
Product: tigger transposable element-derived protein 6-like
Exons: 1
Coding region: 1-651 (216 amino acids)
Cellular component (GO): nucleus
Molecular function (GO): DNA binding
Source: RefSeq, a predicted model, not a curated record
AUGUUGAAGGACAAAGUGGAGAUUCUGCGUGAAGUCGACGCUGGAAGGAUAAGCAAGAGCGACAUAGCGAAGAAGUAUGGCAUACCAAAAAGCAUGUUGUCGACGUACAUCCGUAACCGCAAAGCCAUCAAAGACACCUACGAAGGUAAGGGUUUCACCCCCGAAAGAAAAAGACUUCGACUUGCGAAACAUCCCGAAAUGGGGAAUGCUUUGAUCACAUGGAUUAAGGAGAUGAGGAGCCAGGACAUUCCCCUGAGCGGACCUAUCAUAAUGGCAAAGGCAGCGGACUUUGCACUUCCCUUGAACAUCGAGGACUUCGCAGCGUCUGAUGGGUGGUUCCACAGAUUUCGAGAGAGGCAUGACCUUGUCUUCCAGGCUGUAUGCGGCGAACGUGGCGACGUUAGUGCGGAAACGUGUACGUUGUGGAAAAAUGAACAGCUGCAGGAGUUCUUGAGGAAAUAUUCGCCGGAUGAUAUUUUUAACGCCGACGAAACCACUUUAUUUUUCAAACUUUUGCCAGACAGGACGAUUGCGUUUAAAGGGGACAGCUGCACGGGUGGAAAGCGCAGUAAGGCUGGCUGCAAACAUGACCGGGACGGAAAAGCUUCCCCUUUUCGUGAUCAGGAAGUCGUCAAAGCCGUGGUGCUUUAA